Messenger RNA from Ochotona curzoniae (black-lipped pika), 1367 nucleotides. It is a transcript of the gene SERPINB6, whose product is annotated as serpin family B member 6. NCBI's taxonomy places the organism in Eukaryota, Metazoa, Chordata, Mammalia, Lagomorpha, Ochotonidae. Gene Ontology annotation, biological process: negative regulation of endopeptidase activity. Bases 79 to 1218 code for a protein of 379 amino acids. Gene Ontology annotation, cellular component: cytoplasm. The transcript is spliced from 7 exons. Gene Ontology annotation, molecular function: serine-type endopeptidase inhibitor activity. The record is from RefSeq and is a predicted model, not a curated record.
AGGGCGGCUCUGACGCCUCAUCGCCGCUGCGCGGUCCUGCUUGCCGGCCGUUGUCGCGGGGACUGCGGGCUUGCCAUCAUGGAGGCGCUCUCAGAAGCAAACAGUACCUUCGCCCUGACCCUCCUGAAAACACUGGGUGAAGACAGCGGCAAGAAUGUGUUUUUCUCGCCCAUGAGCAUCUCCGCAACCUUGGCCAUGGUCCUGAUGGGGGCAAAGGGAAACACAGCAGCUCAGAUGGUCCAGGCACUUUCUUUAACUAAAACCCAGGGUGGUGGAGCUGGUGAUGUCCACCAGGGUUUCCAGUCACUUCUCAGCGAGGUGAACAGGCCCGAUACGCAGUACCUGCUUCGAACGGCCAACCGGCUCUUUGGGGAGCAGACUUGGGAAUUCCUUGCAGCAUUUAAAGAUUCCUGCCGCAAGUUCUACCAAGCAGAGCUGGAAGAGCUGGACUUCAUGGCCGCCUCGGAAGAGUGCAGGAAACACAUCAACAGCUGGGUGGCCAAGACGACAGAAGAUAAGAUCACAGAUUUGCUGUCACCAAAUUCAGUGAAUUCAUCCAGUAAGCUGGUUCUGGUGAACGCCAUCUACUUCAAAGGAAACUGGGAAAAACAGUUUGACAAAGAGAGUACCCAGGAGAGGCCGUUUAAAGUCAGCAAGAAUGAAGAGAAACCCGUGCAGAUGAUGUUUAGGAAGUCGACUUUUAAAAUCACCUACGUAGGCGAGAUAUUCACCAGAGUUCUGAUGCUCCCGUAUGUGGGCAAGGAGCUGCAGAUGAUCAUCAUGCUUCCAGAUGAGCACAUGGACCUCAAAGAGGUGGAAAAAGAACUCACCUAUGAGAGAUUUGUGGAAUGGACCAAGCCAGAUAGGAUGGACGAAGAGGAGGUGGACGUGUACCUGCCUCGGUUUAAACUGGAGGAGGAUUAUGACAUGGAAGAUGUUCUGCGCCGCCUGGGCAUGACGGACGCCUUCGAGGAGGGCAGCGCAGACUUCUCUGGAAUGUCCUCCAAAGGAAGCCUGCACCUGUCCAAGGUCUUGCACAAGUCCUUCGUGGAGGUCAACGAGGAGGGCACGGAGGCUGCGGCUGCCACUGCCGGCAUCAUGAUGUUGAGGUGUGCGAGAAUCCCCAACCAGUUCCGCGCUGACCACCCCUUCCUCUUCUUCAUCCAGCACAUCAAGACCAACGCAAUUCUCUUCUGCGGCCGCUUCUCCUCUCCGUGAAGGGGGGGUGCCUCUUUUGCUGCACACAGCUUUCUGCUUCCCCUCUCUGCUCCCCAACCCAUUUUUCCCGACACUCCACAAUGUGCCUGUACCCCAAGUGACCUUAUCUUUAUGCUGGUGACGGUCUAAAAAUAAAGGCCUCUCGUGGA